Hordeum vulgare subsp. vulgare (domesticated barley) is the source of this 1942-nucleotide messenger RNA. RefSeq names its product F-box/LRR-repeat protein 14-like. Gene Ontology annotation, cellular component: SCF ubiquitin ligase complex. NCBI's taxonomy places the organism in Eukaryota, Viridiplantae, Streptophyta, Magnoliopsida, Poales, Poaceae. The coding region runs from base 113 to 1567 and encodes 484 amino acids. Gene Ontology annotation, biological process: SCF-dependent proteasomal ubiquitin-dependent protein catabolic process. The transcript is spliced from 2 exons. The record is from RefSeq and is a predicted model, not a curated record. Gene Ontology annotation, molecular function: protein binding.
CUCCUCAGCUGCGGACAUCUCCGAGGUCCAGCGGCGGCGGCGAUACCCUCCUCUCCUCUCCUCUCCUCCGACGUCCAGCGGCCGGUCAAGGAGGCUGAAUUGAAGUUGCUCGAUGGAGGACCUACCGGAGGCUCUGAUGACAGAGAUUCUCAAGAGGAUCGCCGCGACAAGUGAUCUGAACUCUCUUUCCCUCGUGUCGAAGCAGCUCUACCAGAUAGAGGGGAAUCAAAGGGGUGCUAUCCGUGUUGGUUCCGGCCUUUGCACCGCUACAAAAGCACUGACAUCAUUGUGCGCCCGGUUCCCAAAUCUGCGGAAAGUGGAAAUCGACUACUCUGGUUGGAUACCUGGACAUGGAAAGCAGCUGGACAACAAAGGACUUUCUGUGCUUUCAUCUCACUGUUCCUCGCUGAUUGACCUCACCUUAAGCUUCUGCUCACGCAUCGAUGACUCUGGGCUUGCUUGUUUAGCUUAUUGCAAGAAAUUGGUGUCUCUCAGGCUGAACUCCACACCACAAAUAACUUCAAUUGGACUUUUCUCGGUUGCAGUUGGUUGCACAAGUCUAUCUGCUCUCCACCUUAUUGGUUGCGAGAACAUCGACAGUGUAGAGUGGCUGGAAUACCUUGGUAGGGAUGGAUCGCUGGAAGAGCUUGUAGUGAAGAAUUGCAAAGGAAUCAAUCAUCAUAACGUCCUAAAGUUUGGUUCAGGAUGGAUGAAGCUCGAGAAGUUUGAAUAUGAGGGCAAAAGAGGAAGAUAUGAUUGUCUUACAGCUGAUGUGGUCUAUGACUCCUCGUACGAUGCUCACAACAUGGAUUUGUAUGAUUUCUGCUGUGAGAGUUUGAAGGAUUUAAGGUUGGCGCGUAUUAAAACUUGGCCGGAAGCAGGACUUCGUGUUGUCCUAGGGAAAUGUAAAGCAUUGGAGAAGCUGUGCCUUGAGUAUGUUUGUGCCCUAAAUGACAAUGACAUGAUUACGUUAUCUCGGAGCUGCAGCAACCUUAAAAGCAUCUCACUUUGGCUCAACCUGCAGCCCUACUCUACUGAUGUCGGCUGUGAAACCAGGACGUCAUUUACAGAUAACAGCCUUUACGCUCUAGCCCUCAACUGUCGCAUGCUUCAGACGGUAGACCUCAACUUUAUAGGAUGUUCCCCUGACUGGCCAUCUGAAAUAGGAUUCACACAGCAGGGUUUUCUGGUGCUCAUUCAGUCCUGUCCAAUUCGUGUUCUCGUGCUCAACAACGCCAACUUCUUUGAUGACGAGGGGAUGAAGGCCCUCUCAUCCUCACCACAUCUGGAGACACUGGAGCUUAUAUUGUGUCAUGCGGUAACUGAUGCUGGGAUGCGCUUCAUUGCGCACACCCCAUGCUUGAGUAAUCUCACACUUCAGUUGUGUCAUUACAUUACUGAUGUUGGAGUGGCUGAACUGAGGCGUGCACAUAAGUUAGACUCUUUGGUCAUUGACUAUUGUGGUGAGGUCUCUAUGCAAGCUGCGCAGGGUGUUGCCAAGUCAGUUCACUACUCCAGCAACUAUUUAGAUGCCGUUAGGAAGAGAAUUGGUCUUGGCGUAUAUUGAUGAAGUGGUCACCAAAAUUUUCACUAUGAAUUUGCUGCUGAAGCCAUUAGGUUGUUCAGUGUGCAUCAUUGAACAAGGCUGUGCCAUCAUCCGACCCAGAUUCACCUCUCUGAAAUUUUUGUUGCCUUCUAGCUUUACUGCAAUGACUUUCCUUUAUGAUGCUCUAAUGAUGAUCUUUGGAUGGUCUCUAGUGAAUGAAACUUUAAUAGUAGGCACUACUUGUGGAUUACUGUCAACUGUAAGCCUGGUAGAUGUUUCGAGACCGGCAUUAGUUGGCCCCAAUAUUCCCUGUUUUUUGCUAUGGAGGCACUGUAUGACCGUUUGGUCUUAUCUGUAUUAUUUAAGCGUUUUAUCGUGGAAGUGAUUUUAAGCGUU